CUAUCUCCUGUCUCGAGGCGUAGUCAAGAGUCAGUAUCGAGUUGCGCUGCUCACUGACUCACUGACAGAGCGAAGCUGGUGCUCAGACUGCGAGUCAGACAGAUUCUGUCCUUCAGCCUUUAAGCCUCGGCAGAAUUUAACUCGCUUAACUGUCGUCAGAAGUGAAGUAAGAACCCGCGGAGCAGAAGCAGGACUAGUGAGUGCCAUUUAAAGCUGAAGACAGAAGCGGGUCCCGGCACCACAGCGGGUCUACACGGACAUUAGCGAUGGAUUUAAGUGCAGCUGUGUGGCUCUUCUGCUCUCUUUUUAUGGCCGCUCGAGCUAACAGUGACCACCACGCCCACUCGCUCAGCGUCUCCACCCCCCACAUGUCCUACAUCUGCCCGGAGGGGGCCAACGUCACACUGGUGUGUGCUCAGUCCGGAGCCAAGGCCCACCCCGCUGAUCACCUGCAGCACGUCUGGCUCUUCACGCCGCACAUGGACCAGCCGUGUCACCCCCGCGAACACCCGCGCCUCCAUGGCAAGACAGGCCAUAGCAACCACUCGCUGGGCGUGGUGUACGGAGCACAGCCAGAGUCAUUCUCUGUCACACUGCUGGAUGUGACGGCCAAUGACCAGGGCAGAUACUGCUGCCUCGCUCUGGACGUGCUAGUAGACCACAAGAUCGGCCGAGUGCAGCAGUCAGCACACAGCUACUUAAUGCUGACUGUUACAAAACGUGGAAAUAAUACUAGUGGGAAGUGCAUACAAUACGACUACAAGCCCUCACAAGGCUCAGUGGCUGCAGGUUUGGCGACAGCUGCAUGCAUUAUGGGUAUUCUAUGUCUGCCUCUUAUCCUGGUGCUGGUGUACCGCCAAAGACAUGGAGUGCACGGGAGCCGACGUGCACACGAGCUGGUCCGAAUGGACAGUGAGGCCCACGGGCACGAGAAUCCUGUAUUUAUGGGAGGUUCCCCUCAGCCCAAAACCCGGACUGUGUCUCAAAUUCUCACUCGCCAGUCAUCUGAAACUGGACGCCACCUACUGUCAGACCCUGGAACCCCCUUUACUCCAAGCACACAUGGUGAUGUGUUCUUCCCUUCACAAGAGCCGAUCCCUGAGUCACCUGACUUCAUGCAGGUGUAGGAUGGAAGAUUCCACAAUCUGUUCUUUCUCAGCCCUCUGGAAGUGCCCUGUGUUUUUUUCUUUUCCCUCCACUUCAUCCCUCUAUCUUUCCUCCCCCGCUUCUAUGACUAGGGGAGAAACACUUACUCUAGGGGAACAUGAAGAUUUCCAUGAACAUUUUCCACCUGCAACAACAGCCAGAGGCCACGAGGAACCUCAUCUCACCUGCUUUACGUUGCAGUGGGGGCGACUGCACCUGUCCAGUGACGACACAGACUGAAUGGAAUGUUCCAUAACGGAGAGUUAUGGGAGUGGUUUUAAAAGAAAGAUGCAAAGAGUGAAACAGUGGUCAUUACUUUCGGCGUAGAUAGAGAUAGAGAGAGAUUGAGUGUUUCACUUUUUCCUGUUUCUCCAAUUCUGUGGUUAGUCACUGAAAGUAAAACCAUUGGAUGCACAUCAUAGUUUAGGGGUGGGCAAUGUGAUGAUAUCAUUAUCAAAGUAUGUUACAUCAUUAUAAGUUUUUGUGGCCUUAUAUAGAGUGUCGGCAGAACAGCUUGCAUGCUUGAAGAGGCUGCCAAUUGGCAUGGCUGUGUAAAGGGUUCGCCCUGUUGUCUGAGGAUUGUUAGACGGCAAGAGAAGAAAAUUUGUACUGCCUUUGCUUUAUUUUUGCCAAAUUUUUGUCCCCAGAUGGUUAUUUCCAAUCACAGGCUAGGUACCCCUAUUACACAAUGCUUCUAAGCUGGGAGUGUGAAGGCUAAACAAACCCUCCUCAUGAAGUGCCACCCCUUUUUUUCAACACUCAGGUGGCACUGCUUGUGCAUUGCGACUGCUCCAACUUCAAACCUCAAUGGUCAUUGUUUAUUGUCAAAAUGUCUUUGAGGAUCAUGAUGCUUUCUGACAUUUUGCCCACCCCUAGUAUAGUUAGGCCUUAAUUUUUUUCAUCAUAUAGCUGAAGACGCCUCAGAGCAUCCAUAAAACCUGCACUUUAAAGUUCUCUUCUUGUCUUUGCUUUUUUUUUCAAAGUACGUUCUGACUAGGCCUGUCACAAUUAUUUAAGCUGACUGCAAUUAUUUUAUCAUUUUAUUUUAAGUAUUUUUCAUGGCUUUGAGACAAAUGCUUGCAUUUGCAUGAAAGAAAGCAGAACAUGUAUUUCUGAGACGUCAUGAGUCUUAGGAAAACAACAAAAGCUAAAUUUCAUGACUGUGACAGGCCUAGUUCAGACUUCCCUCCCUCCCCUUUCAAGCCUCAUAUCCCAAAGUGAGUGCCUCAGUAAUAAAGAACCAUGCGAGCGGAAUGACGGGCCAUUACGCCGAACAUCUCCCCCUGUUGUCUGGUGCUUUCCACAUAGUAGCACGUGUGUUGUGUGUCAGUGAAACACGCUACACACUCUUAAUGUGUGUGUUUGUAGCUCUGAUGGUAAGUUUUUAUUUUUAUCACAGUCAAAACUGCCACAACUGCCAAAGAACUUGCCAUUCUUAGCUUUAAAACAAUGAAAGAAUAUAGGUAUAUGUAAGGUUUUUAUAGCUUUUAUAUUGUAUUUUUAUAAUGCGAAUUCUUAUGUGUGUGAGUGUGUAUGUGAGUACAAAACCUUCAGCAGAAUCUGAAACUUAUUUCACAGUGUAAAGGGUUAUGUACUGUUAAUCAUUUAUUGGGCAAUCAGAUAUUGGGCACUUUUUUAGAUGGAUGGAUGAUUGGCUGAUUGGAUGGACAGUGAUCAAUGGCGGAUCCAAAAAUGUAAAUGAUUGUAUAUUAGGUGUAUUAUUUUUGCCUGGAUUGCUUGUGGAUACGGUCGAUAUGAAAAAAAUGGUCUUAUUAGUAUUCAGUUGCAGCCCAACAGAGCAAGCCUCAGGCUGGGCAAAGUCAGCUUAGGUGGAAGAAACCGCAUGGGUGGAAAAAGCCCCAGCUUGGGCGGAAGAAGCCCCAGCUUGGGCAGAAGAAGCCCCAGCUUGGGCGGAAGAAGCCCCAGCUUGGGCAGAAGAAGCCCCAGCUUGGGCGGAAGAAGCCCCAGCUUGGGCGGAAGAAGCCCCAGCUUAUGCAAAUACUGGCAAACUAGCUAUCUGGCUAAAGCAUCAGUGAGGUAGCUUACAGUAAUGUUAGGUAAAGCAUUUAAGGUUAGGGUUAGAUCCUUUAAUAUAUGAGUGUUAGGAUUAGAGAUAAGUUUAUACACCCCCAACCAAGUUAGCUAGUUAGUUAGUGAUAUUAUCCAACUUCAUUUUAAAGUCUAACUACAAAUCUAACUACAGCACACUUUUUUUUUUUUUGCCCUGUUUUUUUUGCCCUGACAAACUUUUACCAAGCAUUAAUGCUAGUUAACUCACCAGCUCUUUGGCUAGAAAGCUAACCUAGCUAGGUGCUUCUUCUGCCCAAGUUUAGGCCUUGCCGAACCUAGCCCUUGGUCUGCUGAGCUGGACCUAAAUAUCACUCACAGGGUCUGUAUUAUGGCCCGACUGAUAUGAUCAUUUUGGGACAGUUUUGAAUCACUUUAAGAAGCUAAAAAUUGUGCCAACAUAAUAUUGGCUGAUAUAAAAAUGAAAAUCAAAAAUGAAACAGACACCAAUAGUUUCAAGUAAACAAUGUAAUACUGAGAGAUAUGAUUGACAGUUCUCUCAUUUCAGAGGCUUAAAUAAGCAACAGAAACUCAAAAAGUCUCGAAAAGAUAUCAAGAUUGUAGGCUGGGGCAGAGCUUCACAGAAUUCUCAGUGGUUUUGCUGUUUUUUGUUGAUUACAUCUUAUGUUUUUUGUUAUUAUCAUCCAAAAUGACUCAUUUCUAUGAGUGACUCAUUUCUAUGACUACUUUUGGACACAUUUUAUGUGCUUUUUAUUAUUUUAACUGUGAUGGUGUUUUGUGUGUAUAUAUUGCCAGGUUAGCCUAUAAUAAGUGAAUGGGUGGUGUCUGCCAGCUUAGAGGUUUUUAUAAAAUUAAUGGUUUCUUCACAUCAGCGGUGUCUGUUAUUUAAAGAGUGCAACACACCACUAAACAUCGGUGCUAUAUUGGUGGGAUUUAUUCUGGUACUUAUAAAUCCAUGUCCUGAUAUAUCAGUCGGGCCCUAGACUAUUUCUUUCAUUCUUUUUUUGUGUGCAUGUGUAUGUAUGUGUUUUUGUGUGCAAUGCCUUAAUGAGCAAUCAUGUGAAAUGUUAUACAACUGCUGUAAAAAUAUAUUAAAAAAAAAACUUUAUCUUUUUGUUUAUUUUGUACAAUAAAAAAAGGUUCUCAAACAUCA
Messenger RNA from Colossoma macropomum (tambaqui), 4327 nucleotides. It is a transcript of the gene vsir, whose product is annotated as V-set immunoregulatory receptor. Gene Ontology annotation, cellular component: plasma membrane. Gene Ontology annotation, biological process: negative regulation of CD4-positive, alpha-beta T cell proliferation; positive regulation of regulatory T cell differentiation; regulation of immune response. Bases 267 to 1127 code for a protein of 286 amino acids. The record is from RefSeq and is a predicted model, not a curated record. The transcript is spliced from 7 exons. NCBI's taxonomy places the organism in Eukaryota, Metazoa, Chordata, Actinopteri, Characiformes, Serrasalmidae.